UUGAAGAUUCAAGGAGAGAAGGUAGCAUUGAAGGUUCUCUAUAAAUUGGAUGCAUAGCCAGAGCUCCUACGCACAAGACUUGUAUCUCCCCAGCUAACUAAUGGCUUCAGCUGCCCUCCUAACCAGCUCUUGUGUUCUGUUUCUGCUCCUAAGCUACCGUUCUCACCUUGCCAAUGGAGAAGUACAGAGCUACCAUAAGGUUCAAAGACGUUCUUUGAAUCCCGGAGCAGUCUGCUCCCCGCUCAAAGGAUCCAACGUUACCUCUAUACGGUUGGUCAGUCGAUAUGGACCCUGCUCCCCCUUCGAGACAAAGGAACUGCCAUCACCUGAACAAAUCCUUCUUAAAGACCAACUUCGAGUAAAUUAUCUCCUAAAGGGUGUCGUGAAGUCACAGCUCAAUGAUUCCUUGGCAAGCAUCCCCGCGGAGUUCGGAGGAGGGGAGUACGUGAUCACCGUCGGCUAUGGCACCCCCAGCCGAGAGCAGACUGUGACGAUGGACACCGGGAGCGACCUGAGUUGGAUCCAAUGCAAACCAUGCAACAAAUGCUACUCGCAGCAGGAGCCGAUCUUUGACCCAUCCCAAUCAUCCUCCUACGCCGCGAUCCCUUGCAACUCGUCGGAAUGCAGUCAGCCCCGAGGCAGCUGCUCCAGCUCUUGCGCUUAUUUCAUCCCCUACGGCGAUGGGUCGAACAGUUCAGGAGUCUACAGCUACGACAGACUGACGCUGUCGCCAAACGACGUGAUCGAGCACUUCCUCUUCGGGUGCGGCACCGACAACGAAGGGCUGUUCCACGACGCCGCAGGGCUCGUGGGUCUCGGCCGUGGCAAGCAGUCGCUUGUGUCUCAGACGUCGCAACUUUACCACUCGGUCUUCUCCUACUGCCUUCCUUCGACUUCCAGCAACAUGGGGUUCCUAAAACUGGGCGAACCUAGUGACGCCUCCAACACCGUUUACACUCGAAUGCAGACCAGCUCCAAGUAUCCAAGCUUUUACUUCGUUGACCUGAUCGGAAUCAGCGUGGCCGGGGAGCAGCUCGCCAUUUCGCCAUCGGUUUUUAGGUCCGGUGGCACGAUAUUGGACUCCGGCACUACGAUCACUCGCCUCCCGCCGUCGGCCUACGAGGCCCUGAGGUCGGCGUUCCGGGAGCACAUGUCGGCGUACCCUCUUAAGCCUACUAACGGACUGCUUGAUACCUGUUAUGACUUCAGUGGCUACAAGACCAUAACAGUCCCCAAAGUAGCGCUGCACUUCGAUGGAGUCACACUGGAUCUCAACGUAUCUGGGAUCCUCAGGCAUGACUGCUUGGCAUUUUCUGGUAAGCAAGUUGAUCGCUUGGGGAUCAUUGGCAAUGUGCAGCAGCGAACAUUUGAAGUAGUCUACGAUGUAGGAAAUGAGAGAAUUGGAUUCGCGCCGCACGCUUGCAGCUGAUCAGUAUCACCUCAUGCAUAUAUAUAAAUAUAAAUAAAUCAAUAGCAUGAGGAAUAAGGAUAUAUAGCAUGCACCUGCAGCUGGCAGUCAACCUCUAUUACCUUCACCAGAAUUGUCUAUCGUUCUAUUUCAGCAUCCACCUCCCUUUUCUUCUGUACGUGUGUCUCU
Molecule: messenger RNA, 1597 nt
Organism: Musa acuminata subsp. malaccensis (wild Malaysian banana)
Lineage: Eukaryota; Viridiplantae; Streptophyta; Magnoliopsida; Zingiberales; Musaceae
Product: aspartyl protease family protein At5g10770-like
Biological process (GO): proteolysis
Molecular function (GO): aspartic-type endopeptidase activity
Source: RefSeq, a predicted model, not a curated record